Molecule: messenger RNA, 1486 nt
Organism: Actinia tenebrosa (Australian red waratah sea anemone)
Lineage: Eukaryota; Metazoa; Cnidaria; Anthozoa; Actiniaria; Actiniidae
Product: endoglycoceramidase-like
Biological process (GO): polysaccharide catabolic process
Molecular function (GO): hydrolase activity, hydrolyzing O-glycosyl compounds
Source: RefSeq, a predicted model, not a curated record
UUCUGUGCUGUAAACUGCAUGGAUGAAAUGCAGUUCAUCAGUGUCAACCCUUCUACUCAACGAUUCUUGGACGAACAAGGCAGAGAAAGGUUCUUUCACGGCACUAACAUAGUUGUCAAACACUUCCCUUGGCAUCCAAAGCUGGAAGRAUUUGCACCAGAUACGUUUUCUGAACAAGACAUGGAGCUGAUGCAGUCGCUUGGACUGAACGUGGUUCGUUUAGGCUUCAUGUGGCCAGGUGUUGAACCUACACGAGGUCAUUACAAUAAAACGUAUCUUCAGAUUGUAGAGAAGAUGGUGAAUAUGUCAGCAAAGUACGGCAUCUACAUCUUACUAGACAUGCACCAGGAUGUUAUGUCGAGGAAGUUCUGUGUGGAGGGUUUUCCAGACUGGGCUGCCAAUCCAGGAAAUGCAAAGAACUUUCCAGAACCACUGCAUGCUCCGUUUGCUUUGGACCCUAAAACUAACUAUCCAACCGAUGAGGAUUGUGCAAAGUUCUCCUGGGCAUCGUAUUACAUGUCAGAAGCUGCAAGUGCUGCAUUCCAGAACUUGUACAACAAUACCGAUGGAUUGCGUGACAGUUGGGCAGCUUUCUGGGCCAAAGGAGCUGAAACUUUUCGAGACUAUCCGAGUGUUAUAGGCUACGAACUGAUUAACGAGCCAUGGUCAGGAGACAUCUAUGCUGACCCACUUUUGAUGAUACCUAGGGUUGCAGACCGAAUGAACUUAGCACCCGCUUAUGAGGUUUUGAGUAAAGCCAUUCGCGCCAAGGAUGACAGACAUUGUAUAUUUUUUGAACCWGUGACGUGGGAUGAUUAUGGAGUAGGAUUCGAAGAAGUACCCGGUGGCCCAGAGUAUAAAAACAGAAGCGUUCUUAGCUAUCAUUAUUAUCAUCUACCCCUGGGACCUUCUGGCCCAGUUGAGAUAAACUUCCUAGUGCGAGAACAUGACUUGAAGAGAUUGAARUGUGGAGGAAUGUUGACGGAAUUCCAGACAUCUGGUGGGAAACUAGAAAGCGCUUUAAAGACUAUGUCAGUUGCAGACAAACAUCUGCAGUCUUGGACAGGCUAUGAUUACAAGCCAUACUAUCCACCCAAUCGAACUGUUCCUAACAAGAGACCAAGUCUGUGGACUGAAGAUGGACCUAUCUACGCGCAGAACACAUCCCGUACCUACCCUCAGGCAGUAGCAGGGCACGCAGAGAGUUUCAGCUUUGAUCCAACUACUAAAGAGUUUCACUUGAGUUAUGUGAUUAGCAGCGAGUGUACAUCCAACAAGACAGAGAUCUACUUUAAUCACGAUCAGUACAUGUCAGUUGGUGGGGGUUUCUUGGUGUCCAUCAGUCCUGAAGGAUCUGCCAAAUGGUCCAAUCCUUCCAAGAAUAGGAUCAUCAUCGAGAAUAUUGCAACGAGUGGAACGAUCGAGGUGCAAAUUACACCCGGCCAUUAAUGUAUAGUUUGUGAAUAAAUCUGCAAACCAAAAGUUA